Molecule: messenger RNA, 1015 nt
Organism: Oryza brachyantha (malo sina)
Lineage: Eukaryota; Viridiplantae; Streptophyta; Magnoliopsida; Poales; Poaceae
Exons: 5
Coding region: 12-707 (231 amino acids)
Source: RefSeq, a predicted model, not a curated record
AGGCAGCGCAAAUGGGGGGCGGCGGCGGAAGGAGCCCGACGGCGAGCGGCGGGAGCAGCAGCAGCGACGAUGACGGGGACGCCGCCUGGAAGGCCGCCAUCAAAUCCAUCGCCGCUGUGGGAUUCGGCGUGCCAGUGUCCAACGGCGCGGCGAAGGCCUCCUCAGGAAGCGGCGGCGAGGCAAGCCACGGGGAGGAGCAGCAGCCAUCGCAGGAGGGGAAGGCGCAAGCGCCUGGGCUUAAGCUUUACCAGAUCAAGGUAAGGAAUAUGUUGGAUGACAUGUUAGAGAGGAACCUUGAAAUAGUCAAAACUCCUUGUUCAAACUUGGCUGACCCCAUGGAAACAGAUGGAGGGAUAAAAUUAUUUAAAAAAGCUCCACCUGGCAUCAGGAUGGAUGCCAUGGAUAAAUACCAUGUGCAACUGAAGAGACCAAGAAUCCUGCCUGGAACAGAUGUCGAUGAGAAAUCUAAGAAGUUCAGGCAUAUGCUUAAAUCUGUCACUGUUGAUGGCAAUGACAUACUUGCUUCCGCAAAGGAAGCAUUGGAAAGAUCGUCGGCUAGAUUGGAAGCGAAAGAAGCCGCAGUGAAGGCAGCAGCCAAGAGGGAGGAAGAAAGGGUGCGGGAACUGAAGAAAGUUAGGGGAGAGAAAUGGCUUCCUUCAAUUGCUAGACAAAUGAAAGAAGAAAAGGCUUGGGAGCAACGGAAGUGAUGAUGCAUCAUGCAUGCCAGUACGAGUAUCUAUGCUAAUUUCUGGUGUCACCGUCGGCAGUGACCUCUUCCCCUCCUGUAUUGUAACCUUUGCACUGGCUGAGUUUAGUUCUGGAUGUCUGGCAUUCGUCUCGAUGGGCCUUUUUUUUGGUAGACGGUUUUUUAUUGUAGCAUUCCAGGAGAUUUUGUGAGAUGGAAGUAGCGUAUGCAUUAUUUGCAAACGCAUCCAAGAAGUAAAACAUUUUUUAAGUUUGUCUGAAAUUUAGAGGUUGAUGAAAGGCAACUCUGCCAGACUGCCCGUAGCAGCUU